This is a messenger RNA of Phragmites australis (common reed), 4832 nucleotides long. RefSeq names its product ARF guanine-nucleotide exchange factor GNOM-like. Gene Ontology annotation, biological process: regulation of ARF protein signal transduction. Bases 282 to 4514 code for a protein of 1410 amino acids. The record is from RefSeq and is a predicted model, not a curated record. Lineage: Eukaryota; Viridiplantae; Streptophyta; Magnoliopsida; Poales; Poaceae. Gene Ontology annotation, molecular function: guanyl-nucleotide exchange factor activity. The transcript is spliced from 2 exons.
GGCCUUGACGGCUGGCUCGACUGACCGUGUGACCCCGGCCCACCCAGUCCAUCGCGACUUCCGCCUCGACCGACGGCACGGCGCGGAGAAAUUAAAGCCGACACGAGGAAAAAGGGAGGGGGCACGCCCCCGCACGAACUCCCGUCCUGCUCCUGCUCCUCCUCGCCGUCUCCACCACGGCAUGCUCCUCCUCCCGAUCCAUCUCCUCAGAUCCGUCACCCAUGCCGCCCCCCACCCCAAACCCUAGCCUCUAGCCCGUGCCCGCCAGCAACAGCGCCCAAAUGGGCCGCCCCAGGCUGCCCAACGCAGGCGGCAUCGACCCCAUCGCCGAGGAGCCCCAGCACCCUCGCUCCCCCGCCGAUGGCCCCGACCUGGCGGCCGUCGCCUGCGCGAUCUCCGCGGAGGCCAGCACCGUGCUCGCCGUCAUGCGCCGCGGCCUCCGCCACCCGCGCGCGGCGGCCGACGACGCCGCGGCCGAGCACCCGCUAGUCGCUUCCCUCAGGGCGCUGCGCCGCCUCGCCUUCUCCCCCGCUGCCGCUAGUUCUCCCUCCUCCCUCCCCGCCGCCGCGUUGCGGCCCUUCCUCGACGCCGUCCGCUCCGAGGAGGCCGGCGCCGGCGCCACCUCCGCCUCCCUCGCCGCGCUCCACGAGGUGAUGUCGCUCACGGGGCCCGCCCUCCCGGGUGCUGCGCUAAGGGAGGUUGUCGACGCCGUCGCCAGCUGCCGGUUCGAGGCCGGCGCCGAGCCCGCCGCCGAGGAGGCCGUGCUCAUGAGGAUGCUGCAGGCGCUCCUCGCCUGCCUCCGCGCGCCCUCCGCCGCCGCGCUCGGGGACCAGCACGUCUGCACCGCUGUCAACACGUGCUUCCGCGUCGUCCACCAGGCAGCGAGCAAGGGUGAGCUGUUGCAGCGAUUCUCGCGGCACGCGAUGCACGAGCUCGUACGAUGUGUCUUCGCCCGCCUCCCGCAGAUAGGCAGUGGUGAUGGAGGCGACACUGCCGUCAAACCAGAGAUCGGUGGCAUGGAUAAGAAUCAUCCUUUUGGGAUCAGGCAAAUGGAAAAUGGCAAUGGAAGCUAUGCAUCCGAGACAGGUACAUCUGAUGAGAAUUCUGCAGAUGGCAGUGGACUUGUCGUGGAGCCUUAUGGAGUCCCUUGCAUGGUGGAGAUCUUCCAUUUCCUGUGCUCUCUGCUCAAUGUUGUUGAGCAGAUUGGGUUAGAUGAAGAUCUGCCUUUGUUUGCUCUUAAGUUGAUCAACUCAGCAAUUGAGCUUGGUGGGUCUUCAAUUCGGAAACAUCCGAAGCUGCUAUCCUUAGUGCAAGACGAGCUUUUCAGAAACUUAAUGCAGUUCGGGUUGUCGAUGAAUCCACUCAUCCUUUCAAUGGUGUGCAGUAUUGGAUUGAAUCUUUACCAUCAUCUCCGGACUGAGCUCAAGUUGCAGCUUGAGGCUUUCUUUUCAUGUAUAAUCCUAAGGCUUGCACAACCCCGUUUUGGAGCAACAUAUCAUCAGCAGGAGGUUGCAAUGGAAGCUCUUGUCGACUUUUGUCGACAGAGAAGUUUUAUGGUGGAAAUGUAUGCCAAUCUUGACUGUGACAUAACCUGCAGGAAUGUGUUUGAGGAGCUUGCAAAUCUUCUAUCAAAGAGCGCUUUUCCUAUUAAUUGCCCCUUGUCUUCUAUGCACAUUCUUGCUCUAGAAGGCUUGAUUGCUGUGAUUCAGGGGAUGACUGAUCAUAUCGGGAAUGCAAGCUCACGCCCUGAGCUCAUGCCUGUGGAGCUCGAUGAAUACACUCCUUUCUGGACUGUUAAGUGUGAGAACUUUUCUGAUCCUCAGCAUUGGGUGACGUUUGUCCGUCAAAGGAAGUAUGUCAAAAGGAGGCUAAUGGUUGGUGCUGAUCACUUCAACAGGGACCCAAAGAAAGGUCUGGAGUUUCUUCAAGGCACUCAUUUGUUGCCUGAGAAGCUUGAUCCCCAGAGUGUGGCUUGUUUUUUCCGCUACACAGCUGGUUUGGAUAAGAAUCUUGUAGGAGAUUUUCUAGGCAAUCACGAUGAGUUUUGUGUUCAGGUGCUUCAUGAGUUUGCUCAGACCUUUGAUUUCCAGGAGAUGAACCUGGAUACUGCUCUACGGCUGUUUUUGGAGACUUUCCGGCUUCCCGGUGAAUCUCAGAAGAUACAGAGGGUUCUUGAGGCCUUCUCGGAUAGAUACUAUGAGCAGACUCCUCAGGCUUUCGCAAACAAGGACACUGCUUUACUGCUGUCUUAUUCAAUUAUAAUGCUGAACACUGAUCAGCAUAACAUGCAGGUGAAGAAGAAGAUGACUGAGGAGGACUUCAUCAAGAACAACAGAAACAUAAAUGGGGGUAGUGACCUCCCACGUGAGAUGUUGUCUGAGCUGUACCACUCGAUCUGCCGAAAUGAGAUUAAAACCACACCUGAGCAGGGUAUCGGAUAUUUUGAAAUGUCUCCCAGUCGUUGGAUAGAUCUAAUGCGGAAGUCAAAGUCUACAUCCCCGUAUAUUGUUGGUGACUCUCAGCCUUUCCUCGACCAUGAUAUGUUUGCUGUUAUGUCUGGCCCUACUAUUGCAGCCAUUGCCGUGGUAUUUGAUCAUUCGGAGCAUGAAGAAGUUCUGUUGACCUGUGUGGAUGGCUUUUUGGGUGUUGCGAAGAUCUCAGCAUUUCAUCACCUUGAGGAUGUUUUGGAUGAUCUUGUUGUUUCUCUAUGCAAAUUCACCACUCUUUUGAAUACCUCUUUGGUUGAGGAACCAGUUACUGCCUUUGGAGAUGACCUGAAAGCUAGAUUAGCAACUGAGACAUUGUUCACUAUAGCUAACAGAUAUGGGGAUUACAUACGUACUGGCUGGAGGAAUGUAUUGGAUUGCAUUCUGAGGCUGCAUAAGCUAGGGCUUCUCCCUGCCCGUGUUGCUAGUGAUGCAGCUGAUGAUUCUGAACUUUCUGCUGAAACUGUCCAAGGCAAGGCUGCUCCUAGUGCAGUUCCCACAUCUCAUAUUCCAGUGAUGGGUACGCCUCGGAAAUCCUCUGGACUUAUGGGAAGAUUUAGUCAGCUUCUCUCUCUUGACAGUGAAGAACCAAGAUCACAACCAACUGAGCAGCAACUUGCUGCUCACCAGAGGACUCUCCAGACAAUUCAGAAAUGCCGCAUUGAUAGUAUAUUUACAGAGAGCAAAUUUUUGCAGCCUGAUUCACUGUUUCAACUUGCGAGGGCUCUGAUUUGGGCUGCAGGUCGGCCUCAGAAGGUAGCCAGUUCGCCAGAUGAUGAGGAUACAGCAGUUUUCUGCUUGGAACUGUUGAUUGCCAUAACACUUAAUAAUCGAGACCGAAUUGUGCUUCUCUGGCAAGGUGUUUAUGAGCAUAUUGCCAACAUAGUUCAGUCCACAGUUAUGCCAUGUGCUCUUGUGGAGAAAGCUAUUUUUGGACUUCUGAGAAUAUGCCAGAGGUUACUACCAUACAAGGAGAACCUUGCUGAUGAAUUACUGAGGUCAUUGCAACUAGUUCUCAAGCUCGACGCACGUGUAGCAGACGCAUACUGUGAGAACAUCACACAGGAGGUUUCACGCCUCGUCAAAGCAAAUGCGUCACAUAUAAAGUCACAGAUGGGCUGGAGGACAGUAGUCUUGCUGCUCUCCUUUACAGCUCGUCAUCCUGAUGCCUCCGAAGUAGGAUUUGAGGCUAUCAUGUUUAUCAUGUCAGAAGGGGCUCACCUUUCACUAGCAAAUUAUGCGUUCUGCAUUGAAGCAUCACGACAGUUUGCCGAGUCCAGGGUUGGUUUAGUUGAUAGAUCUAUUCGUGCCCUGGAUUUGAUGUCUGACUCUGUUAGAAGUCUUGCCCUGUGGUCUCAAGAGACAAAAGGAACAGGUGAAGAACCCGAGAAGGGAUUGGAAGCAAUCAGGGAGAUGUGGCUGAAAUUGCUGCAAGCACUGAAAAAGUUGAGCUUGGAUCAGAGAGAGGAGGUGCGAAAUCAUGCGCUAGCUUCACUCCAACGAUGCUUAACAGCAACAGAAGGGAUUUGCCUCCAGUCCGCCACAUGGUCUCACGCCUUUGAUCUCGUCAUAUUUGCCUUGCUCGAUGACUUGCUGGAUAGCAGCCAGAAUCACUCCCAGAAGGAUUACAAGAACAUGGAAGGAUCCCUCGUGCUUGCCAUGAAACUAGUUGCAAAAGUAUACCUUCAACUAUUGCCAGACCUUUUCGGGCUGAGCAGUUUCUGCAAAUUGUGGCUGGGAGUCCUUAGCCGGAUGGAGAAGUAUAUCAAAAUCAAGGUCCGAGGCAAACGGAGCGACAAGCUGCAAGAACUAAUUCCGGACCUGCUCAAGAACAUUCUACUCGUGAUGAAGAACAAGGGGAUCCUUGCAAAGAGGAGCACGAUUGGGGGUGACAGCUUGUGGGAGUUGACAUGGCUUCAUGCGAACAACAUCUCGACGAGUUUGCAGUCUGAGGUUUUUCCAAGUCAGGAGUAUGAGCACCAAAGCAAUGCUGGUAGCCCGAGAGGGCCCAAUGCUGUUGAGGCUUAGGACUAGAAGUUCAGUUGUUGGCUUCCAUGGCGUGUGCAAGUUUAUUUGUGUUUCUAGGUUACUACUGCUUGUAUUCUUAUCCAUUGAAAGUGGGUUUUGAUAUUGUAAUUGCAUUUCGCCUCCAUUGCAAGUAUUAUAUAGUAUGUGGUUAUUCCGGCGAGCUUAAAGACCUUUUAUGUUCCUUGCUGGCGUCGCUGUUUUCUGCUAUAUUGACAGCAACAUGAUCAAAUUGACAUGUCGUCGGUGCUACAUGGAAUAGUUCUGCUGUCUGCCUCUUGUAGACAAUUUCAAUCUAACCAGAAUACUGAUGUUUUGCAA